Messenger RNA from Doryrhamphus excisus (bluestripe pipefish), 1866 nucleotides. Its product is annotated as aldo-keto reductase family 1 member D1-like. Gene Ontology annotation, molecular function: Delta4-3-oxosteroid 5beta-reductase activity. Gene Ontology annotation, biological process: bile acid biosynthetic process. Lineage: Eukaryota; Metazoa; Chordata; Actinopteri; Syngnathiformes; Syngnathidae. The record is from RefSeq and is a predicted model, not a curated record.
GCGUUGCCGCUGUCGUCUGUGUGUAGUCUUUGAAAAGUGUUUUUGGCCUCCAUUUGUCUUUUUUUUUAUAUCCGUUGUAAAUUGUGAAUACGGGAAGAUGGUCACUGAUGUUAUUGAUUAUCAGCAAAAUUGUAUCCAGAUUUGUGUUUUUCCAGUUCUUACGGACAAUUAGUUGUUAAGUCUCAUUCGUUCCUCUUGCAAAGACGUUUUUUUUUAUGGUGGCCAUGUUUUUUAACAGAUAUUGCUCAAAAUUUACACACAUGUCAUUCCCCCAAAAGUGUUUUGCAAUAAUUUGGCAAAGCACCCAAAAGUUAUGGUGGGUGUUAUUUUGGGAAAUUACAAGUCAAUCUGACGUAUGGAGUUUAAUAACAGCGACACCUUGUGGUGCAUUUGUCUGAAAAAUAACACAGUGGUGCAUGCAGCGUUUCAGCAGUAGAAGAGUUAAAGCAAAGGUUGUGCUCAUGUUUUCACAUGCAGCUGCAACAGCUUGCUUCCAUUAUUAUUUACAGUGUCAAACAAUGUUUGGGAUCCAGGACGGUUUAAUCCUGAGGAUGAGCCAGAGUCAGAACAAAAACACACUCUACGACUAGACUAAACAACCUGGAUGGUGUGAUUUUAUCUCAGAAAAUGUUCUUCUUCACUCUGCAAACACAUGAAAAAAGCCCCAAUAAAGUUCAUCCUUAUCGUGUAUGCAAAUAAAGGCAUGGCAGUUUAAAGGUAAGGUUCAAGGUGCGUGCUUGGGUUGCAAUAAAUCAGCUAUUAGGCUAAGUUGGGGGCACAUGUUAAAUGCAUCCACACCACAGAGCAGGAUCAUGAAUCUGACUGCUCAGGAUCACAGAAUUCCUCUCAGGGACGGGAACCGCAUCCCACUGCUGGGACUGGGCACAUAUGGAGACCCUCGAACGACGCCAAAGGGGACGGCGCUGGAAUGCGUCAAGCUGGCCAUCGAGGUGGGCUACAGGCACUUUGAUGGCGCCUUAGUCUACUUCAACGAACACGAGGUGGGUCGUGCCAUCAGGGAAAAGAUUGCAGACGGAACCGUGACAAGAGAGGACAUCUUUUACUGUGGAAAGCUAUGGAAUACCUUUCAUCCACCAGAACUGGUGAGACCGGCCUUGGAGAGAACCCUGAAGACACUGAAACUGGACUACGUGGAUCUCUACAUCAUUGAACUUCCCAUGGCCUUCAAGCCCGGAAAUGAGUUCUACCCAAAAGACCAGAAUGGAAAGUACAUCUACCACCACACAGACCUCUGUGCAACAUGGGAGGCGUUAGAGGCGUGUGUGGACGCUGGUCUUGUGAAGUCUCUGGGGGUGUCCAACUUUAACCGCAGACAACUUGAGCUCCUUCUCAACAAACCAGGCCUCAAACACAAGCCUGUGUCCAACCAGGUAGAAUGUCACCCUUACUUCACGCAGCCCCAACUUCUGGACUAUUGCCGUCAAAAUGACAUUGUCAUCGUUGGCUACUGUCCCCUCGGUUCCUCCAGAGAUGAAUCCUGGGUGAAUGUCAAGUGUCCUCCGAUGCUGGAGGAUGAGCUGCUGGCGUCCAUUGGCAGGAAGUACAACAAGAGCAGUGCUCAGGUUGCUCUGCGCUUUAACGUGCAGAGAGGAGUGGUGGUCAUUCCCAAGAGCUUCAGCCCGCAAAGGAUCCGGCACAACUUCCAGAUAUUUGAUUUUUCACUCACCGAGGAAGAAAUGAAAGCCAUCGAAGGUUUGAACAAGAACAUACGCUUUGUGGAACUCCUAAUGUGGAGCGACCAUCCGGAAUAUCCCUUUCAUGAUGAAUUCUAAUGUAAAUGGGUGAUAUGCAUGCAUUACAAUUAAAAGCAAUAAUAAUAUAAUAAUAAAAACACAUGGACUGCAA